Messenger RNA from Drosophila teissieri, 976 nucleotides. RefSeq names its product glycoprotein-N-acetylgalactosamine 3-beta-galactosyltransferase 1. The record is from RefSeq and is a predicted model, not a curated record. Gene Ontology annotation, cellular component: membrane. Gene Ontology annotation, molecular function: N-acetylgalactosaminide beta-1,3-galactosyltransferase activity. The transcript is spliced from 4 exons. Lineage: Eukaryota; Metazoa; Arthropoda; Insecta; Diptera; Drosophilidae. The coding region runs from base 1 to 966 and encodes 321 amino acids.
AUGCCACGACUGUUCAGUACACGGCGCCUCUUCCUGGCCGGAAAGAAUGCAAUUUAUUUGCUUAUCCUUUUCACUAUAUUCUAUACGGUUACGUUGCACCUUCCUGGGAGCUUGAAACCUGAAGAAGUGAUCGAACGCUCUGGUCCACCACCCCCUAGGAUCUUUUGCAUCAUAUCCACAUAUGAAUAUCGCCACAAACAGGUCGCAACUCACAUCCAUCGGACUUGGGUCAGGCACUGCGAUCACUACCUCUUCGUCAGCGAUGACAGUGACCACUACUUGGAGCCGGCGGUGUUUAUGCAUAUGAAUGACAAGUGGCACCGAAUGAGGGCCUAUCUGGAGUACGUCUACAAGUAUCACUUCCAUCAGGGCGACUGGUUCCUCUACUGCAACGACGAUAACUUUGUAGUCGUGGACAAUCUUCGCCACAUGCUGAAGACAUAUAGUCCCAAUGAACUUAUUUACUUUGGAUGCAAACUGCGAACACCCAAUGGCCUGGUGUACAUGCUAGAAGGUUCCGGGAUUGUCUUCAGUGGAGCUGCUCUUAAGCGAUUUGCACUCGCAGCCCUGACCAACGAAAGUAUUUGCAGUUCGGAGGAGAGAGGCAAUACUUUCACUGAGGAACUGGGUCGAUGUCUCACUAAUGUCAAUGUGAUAGCCGGGGAUAGUCGGGAUGAGUUGCAGGGACAUCGAUUCCUGCCUUUCGAUGCGGAUUUGCAUUUGGGAUCCACAUUUAAUCAAUCCCUAGAACAGCACAAGUAUUUUCUGGAUCGUUCUUACUAUCCAGUAAUUGAUAUGCACUUGCCGGUCUCUUUGCAUUUAAUAUGCUUUCAUAUGAAUUACAUAAUAAACAUUUAUGAUGUGUACUACUUUGCAUAUGUAACUAGAGUUUUCGGAGUGCCGCCUAACUGGGACUUUGAAAAUGAAAGGAUGGUACUUGCAAAUAAAACUACAUUAACUGAUUAGAGUUCGCCAC